Messenger RNA from Paramuricea clavata, 3999 nucleotides. The record is from the annotation of a GenBank genome assembly. NCBI's taxonomy places the organism in Eukaryota, Metazoa, Cnidaria, Anthozoa, Malacalcyonacea, Plexauridae.
AUGAUAAAAACGUUUGGUUCGAGUGUUGGUCAGCUUCAAACGCAAGAUCUUGUACAACUCACGGUGAAAGGAGAAGACUCCAAUCAAAUUGUUCAGCUUAAUGCAUUUACUAUACCAACAAUUUGCUCACCAUUAAAGAACCAAGCUAUUGAAAUUGCUUGUCAUAAUUAUUCCCAUCUUCAAGGACUCAAGCUUGCAGACAUUGGUCCGGAAAGUAACAUUGGUUCUGAAGUAGACAUUCUAAUUGGCGGUGACUAUAAUUAUUGGCAUUUCUUGAACGGAGACAUAAGACGGGGGGAGCUUGGCCCUGUUGCUGUAAACUCCAUGUUUGGGUGGGUUCUUUCGGGCCCAGUUGACGAUGAGGUUGAAUCAACUCAAGUGAAUUUAACCAGCACACAUGUUCUUCGAGUAAGCAAUGAAACAGCUACCAUCCAUCCUGGAGACAAACGUCUGGAGAAGCAACUACGUCAAUUUUGGGACCUCGAAGCAAUCGGGAUUUCUUCAUCUGAAGAGACCAUACAAGAUCAAUUCAAGAAGGAUGUCGACUUCAAAGAUGGCCACUACGAGGUGAAAUUGCCAUGGAAACCAUCUCAUGACACACUCCCAGACAAUUACCAGUUAUGUAGGCGACGUCUAGGAUCCUUGGUGGGCAAGUUAAAGGCACAAAAAAUUAUCGAAGAAUAUGACGGUGUAAUCAAAGAUCAGCUCAAAAUGGGAAUCAUUGAAGAAGUCAACCCAAGCGGUACAUCAACAGUUGGUAUAACACAUUAUAUUCCUCACCAUCCUGUUAUCAGACGUGAUAAGAAUACCACAAAGCUCAGGAUUGUUUACGACGCGUCAGCGAAAGUUAAUAACAAUCCAUCUCUAAACGAAUGCUUGUAUAAAGGCCCGUGCCUUCUGCCAAAGUUAGCUGAUGUGUUAAUGAGAUUCCGGACGAACAAGGUGGCCCUGAUUGCAGACAUUGAGAAAGCUUUUUUAAUGGUCUCUGUGUUACCUGCAGAUCGAGAUGUUCUUCGGUUUCUGUGGAUUGAUGAUACGGACAGUGAUAAUCCUAAGGAAGUCAUAUAUCGGUUUUGUCGUGUGGUAUUCGGUGUUACAUCAAGUCCAUUCUUAUUGAAUGCUACUCUUGAAUAUCAUAUAUCGAACUAUCCUCAGAUCGAUCCAGAGCUCGCAAGAAGAAUCAUUGACAGCUUGUAUGUAGAUGAUCUAAGUACGGGAGAGCAAACCGACGACAAAGCAUUCGCAACCUACCUCAAGUUGAAGGAGAUUAUGAAGAUAGGCGGUUUCAACUUGCGUAAGUGGUGUUCUAACUCUGCUAGUCUUCGAAGACAAAUCCAGUGCGAAGAAUCAGAGUCUGAUCCACCAGGAGACCAAGAUCAAACACAGAAUCAAGAAAUCAUGGAAGAAGAUCUGUCGUAUGCAAAGUUAUCCUUAAUAGCCGAAUCCUCAAAUUUAAACCAGGCAGAGCAAAAGGUUUUGGGUCUGAAUUGGAACUUUGCAAAGGACACAUUCGUUUUCCGGUUUGACGACAUAAUCAAACUAGCGAGUGAAUUGCCUUCUAGUAAACGAAGUAUUUUAAAGAUCAUUGCCAAGGUGUUCGACCCGUUGGGUGUUCUUACCCCUAUAUUUACUGAAAUGAAGGUUUUAUUCCAAGAACUUUGUCAAAGCAAAUUGGGCUGGGACGAACCUUUAUCCGAACUGUUAUAUCAUAAGUGGCAAAGCUGGUGCGAUGAAUUGAACAAGGUUGGGUACAUCGAAAUUCCACGGUGUUACUUGAGUAACUCGGCAGACGGUUCUAUUUCUUAUCAGUUGCAUGGAUUUUGUGACAGUUCGCGUGUCUGUUACGCAGCCGUUGUCUAUUUGAGAGUCGAGACCGAGGUCGAUAUCCGUACUUCAUUAGUUAUGUCGAAGACAAGAGUAGCUCCACUUUCCCAGACUUCAAUACCAAGACUUGAACUGUUAUCUGCUUUAAUCCUUGCACGAUUAAUGGCUAAAGUUAUGUCAGCGCUUCAAUCGGUAAUCGAUAUUGACAUAAUAAAAUGCUGGACGGACUCAAUCACAGCAUUGUUUUGGAUUCAGGGGAAAGAAAAGGAAUGGAAGACGUUUGUGGAAAACCGAGUCAAUGAAAUUCGUAGUUUAGUGCCGGUAGAAUGUUGGUCUCACACUCCCGGAAGGGAUAACCCGGCAGACAUUCCUUCGCGGGGAGCAAAGGCAUCACAAUUACAGACUAGCGACACUUGGUUUCAUGGUCCUUCGUGGUUGGUUUGCGAUGAAGGUGAAUGGCCAGCUUCUAAACCCCUUUCCCAACCUUCGGACGAAUGCAAUCAAGAACUAAAGUUAAAUCGAGGAGGUCUAUCAACUACAAGCCUGGCGAAUACCCAAGUAAAUUUAACAUACCUGCUUGAUCCUAAACGUGUAUCCAGAUUCCACAAACUCUUGCGAAUUACGGCGUAUGUAUUGAGGUUUAUCAAUCACAUUCAAAGGAAACCAUAUAGCACUGGCCCACCUAGGACUGCAGAAAUUAAAGCUGCAGAAAUCAUAUGGACGAAGGAGGCACAGCGGGACAUGGACAUAAAGCAGUUAGAAAGGCAACUUGGACUGUUUAAAGAUGAAAAUCAAGUUAUUCGGUGUAAGGGACGUGUGGGUAAUGCAGAACUUCCAUACGUUACCAGAUUCCCUGCUUUAUUGCCUCGUCAUCAUUGGCUCACUACUCUAAUUGUACGAUAUUGUCAUGAACGUGUCCUUCAUAAUGGCUUGAAGGAAACACUAGCCGAAGUGCGUUCGAAGUUUUGGAUUACCAAGGGUCGACAGACGGUUAAGUCUGUACUCUUUAAGUGUUCUGUCUGUAAAAGACUUCAAGGGAGACAUUAUCCAAUUCCAGAAUCACCGGAUCUACCGUCAUUUCGUGUUUGCGAAGAAUAUGCCUUUAGUUGCGUAGGGGUGGACUUCGCAGGUCCACUCUAUGCAAGGUCUUGGAACAACGGCGAAAGAGAAAUGAUUAAGACUUACGUAGCGUUAUUCACUUGUGCCAGUAGCAGAGCUGUACAUUUGGAACUUGUUCCAAACCUCGAAGCAAAAAUAUUCAUGUUGUGUCUCAGAAGAUUUGUCAGUCGUCGCGGGCUUCCUCGGCUUAUAGUCUCGGAUAACGCCAAAACGUUCAAGUCAGCCAAGAAAACGCUUCAAAGACUAUUCGACAUACCCGAGGUGAAGAACUUUCUGGUCAACAAAGGUAUUGAAUGGAGAUUCAAUCUUGCAAAAUCCCCCUGGUGGGGUGGAUUUUUUGAGCGUAUGGUCAAGGGAGUUAAAACGUGCUUAAAGAAAGUGCUCGGAAAAUCGCAGUUAUCGUUUGAUGAACUAUCUACCAUUCUCGCAGAAAUCGAGGCUGUUUUGAAUUCACGUCCCUUGACAUACUCGUACAGCGAUGACAUCGAAGAAGCGAUCACACCCGCACACCUUAUUAUCGGGCGUAGAUUGUUGAAUUUACCUGACGGUGUAGUUCGAGAAGAAAACUUUGACGGUGAAAGCGGUAAGGAAGCAGUUCAAAGACGUGCAACGUACGUCGCGAAGAAAAUUCAACAUUUUUGGCAACGGUGGAAGCGCGAGUACCUUGUUGACAUUCGUGAGUUUCAUCGUCCGAAAAAGGGUAAUACUAGCACGUCACCUGUUCAAGUCGGGGAUAUUGUUUCGAUUCGGGAUGAGUCGCAGUUGCAACGAGGAUUGUGGUCGAUGGGCAAGGUCGAGAGACUCGUGACGGGCAGAGACGGUAACGUUAGAGGUGCUCGAGUUCUUCGCGUGAAAAACGGUAAAAGAAAUAUAAUCGACAGACCUUUACAAAAACUCUAUCCAUUGGAGAUACGGUGCGCAAACACGGAAGAAGACAAGGUAAAGCCAGCGCGCGGAGACGAAGGUAAGAUUGAAACGUUUGAACGGACAACGCCCAAGAGGGCUGCGGCAGUUAUUGCUAACGACCGGAUUGGCCAGUAUUUCGAGGACGAAUAG